UUAUAAUCUCCUCAUGCAGAAACCAAAAUGGCGCGCGACUAGACGAAGAAGGAGAGAGAGAGGGCGGAGCUUUCACAGUCCUCUCCUCCUCCUCCUCCUCCUUAUCCAAUUAUCCGUUCACCCUUCUCUGCAAAAUCCCAGGGUUUCAGAAACCCCUAAUGUUCUCAUGAUUCUUCUUUCACUCUAGCUUUCUCUUCUUCUUCUUCUUCGAUGCGACGAUCGAAUAUUCCAACUCCGGCGGUACAAACUCAAAAGAAGAUGGACACAGUAAAGCUCCACUUUCGGCCCAACCCCCCUCGUUCCAACAAAUUCUUUUCUCGAAUUUCUACAUCCAAUACAAAAUGCACGCCACGAGGAGAUCUCUGGAUCUUCGUUGCGGUUGUUGUAAGUAUCACCCUGUUCUGUUAUCUAUUCGUCAAUGCAAGAGGUUCUCGAAAUUCUCCAUUUUCAAAGAGAAAGUUUGCCAUUGUUUUGGACGGUGGGAGCACCGGUACUCGAAUUCACGUGUUUCGGUUCUCUAUCAACGGGAAAGGAGUGCCUCUCUUUGAUUUUGGGAAGGAUGGAUUGGCGUCCAUGAGGGUGAAUCCGGGUCUAUCUUCGUAUUCGGCGAACCCAGAAAAUGCCGCGAGUUCCCUGUUGAAGCUUUUGAAAUUUGCCAAGGAGAGAAUUCCGAAGGAUCAUUGGGGAGAGACUGAAAUUAGGCUAAUGGCGACUGCGGGUUUGCGGAGGCUUGAUUUAGAUAUUCAGGAGCGGAUAUUGGACUCCUGCAGGAAGGUUCUUAGUGACUCAGAUUUCCUAUUUCGGGAUCACUGGGCUUCUGUUAUCACAGGUUCUGAUGAAGGUUUAUAUGCCUGGGUUGCGGCAAAUUAUGCCCUUGGCACACUUGGUGGUGAUCCUCAGAAUACAACUGGGAUAAUUGAACUUGGUGGGGCUUCUGCUCAGGUCACAUUUGUUUCAAGUGAGCCUCUGCCUCCUGAGUUUUCACAUACUCUUAAAUUUGGGAACUUCACUUACAAUCUCUAUAGUCAUAGUUUGCUUCAUUUUGGCCAGAAUGUUGCAUAUGACUCGUUGCAGGAAUUACUUGCCUCAAGAGAUUGGAAAUUUUCUGCACAAUCUGUUGGAGAGACAGUGUCUAUAGAUCCAUGUUCUCCUAAAGGGUAUUCACAUGAAGUGCAGUUCCAGAGUCUCCCACCUGCUGUACUGGAUGAAAAGAGCAAAUAUCUUCCAACUCUUCAUGCGAGGGGUAACUUCUCAGAAUGUAGAUCUGCUGCUCUAAUGCUGUUACAGAAAGGAAAAGAGAAAUGCCCUUUCCAGCAUUGUUACAUCGGAUCAACCUUCAUACCAAAGCUGCAGGGAAAAUUCUUGGCCACAGAGAAUUUCUAUCAUACAUCAAAGUUCUUCAGACUGCCUGAAACAGCAUUUCUCUCCAAUCUGAUGUUSACUGGACAACAGUUUUGUGAAGAAGACCGGUCAGCACUCAAAAAGAAAUACAGUAGCCUUUCUGAGGAUGAUUUGCUGCGAUAUUGCUUCUCUUCAUCUUAUAUUGUGGCUCUACUGCAUGAUACUCUUGGAAUUUCAUUGGAUGAUCAAAGGAUUCUGGUUGCAAAUCAGGUUGCAAAUAUGCCACUUGACUGGGCUUUGGGAGCUUUCAUCUUGCAAAAUACAGCUGAGUCGGGUAUGGAAGUUGAUUGGAUUGUUACCAAUGUCAGUGAUGAUUCAUCCAUGUUGGUUUCCCUCUUUUUUGUCUUUAUCAUGGUGAUUUUUACAGCAUGGUCCCUGUCAAAGUGGCAAAAACCCCAAUACAAGACUAUCUAUGAUCUGGAGAAAGGUCGCUAUAUUGUGUCAUGCGUUAGCAGAUGAUUGGUUGUAGAGUUGACCACAAUUGCUAUUGGGAUUCGUAGACAGAGAGGGAGAAAGUACUUUUUUCGCUGAAGAUCACAUUAGGGGCCCAUGACAACCUUUCAGAAAUGAUCAUAUUGACGGAACACUAUAGCUUCUGGAGAUCUGUAAAUUUGGGGUUUAUUAGUACAAAAAGGUUUGAAGAUGAAUGAGAGGAGGGGUCAGGCUCUACUGGGUUUUCAGACAUUAUCUUGGGAUGCCACAUUUCUAACUGGCAGCCUACGUGCUUUAGGUUGGUUAGGAAAUCUGCCGUUCACUCUAGCAGAUGAACUUGCCAGAGAAGGGUAAAGAGGGGGAAAUGUAUCUAGAGCCUGCUAUUAAUAGUGCAGGUAAUGGGUCUGUAAUUAUAAAAUGGGGUGGAUGAGCUAGCUGGCUCAUUGCACAGUUCUGUUGUAAAGUUAAAGUUUGCAACUUCCUUUUCUUCUAUAUGUAUAUUAAUAAAAUCCUCAGAUUAGCUCCCCCAAAAUAAAUAGAGGGCAAUAUGGUGUGAAAUGGAAAUUUGAACUAGUUAAUAGUGCUGGAGCUUUCGAAAGUUUGAUCGUG
Molecule: messenger RNA, 2442 nt
Organism: Nelumbo nucifera (sacred lotus)
Lineage: Eukaryota; Viridiplantae; Streptophyta; Magnoliopsida; Proteales; Nelumbonaceae
Product: putative apyrase 6
Biological process (GO): nucleoside diphosphate catabolic process
Cellular component (GO): membrane
Molecular function (GO): nucleoside diphosphate phosphatase activity
Source: RefSeq, a predicted model, not a curated record